Anguilla rostrata (American eel) is the source of this 4293-nucleotide messenger RNA. RefSeq names its product pyruvate dehydrogenase kinase, isozyme 3a (gene pdk3a). Gene Ontology annotation, biological process: regulation of glucose metabolic process; protein phosphorylation. NCBI's taxonomy places the organism in Eukaryota, Metazoa, Chordata, Actinopteri, Anguilliformes, Anguillidae. Gene Ontology annotation, molecular function: pyruvate dehydrogenase (acetyl-transferring) kinase activity. Bases 163 to 1479 code for a protein of 438 amino acids. The transcript has 12 exons. Gene Ontology annotation, cellular component: mitochondrion. The record is from RefSeq and is a predicted model, not a curated record.
UUAGCAAGAGUUGUCAUGUGCGGUUGACUAGGAACUCGUGUGCGCACAGGCGCCCGUGGAAAAAUAGAUUUUAUUGUAUUACCAAGUUAAAUGUAUUUAGAUGUUUUACAAUGGUGCCGCUACAAUAUGCCGUUUGGAUGCAAUAGCCUGUACAUUCUGUAAAUGUUAUUUUACGCCUUAGUUCUUAGUGAUGUGACUUUCACCAGUAAGUGGGAAAUAAAUGCAUCAUUCAUCAUGAGAAUAUUUACAUUUCUAUCGAAAAACACAACCCCGAAGAUAGAAUAUUACUCAAAAUUUUCACCUUCGCCGCUUUCUAUAAAACAAUUUUUGGAUUUCGUCAGGAGCCUCAGUGGCUGGUGGAAGAACCAUAUGCAGCCACAACAGCCUGGCACCUCCUCCUCAUGUUGGUCACCAGCCUGGUCACGCGUUGCUGUGCGAUGGCAUUCCAUUCCUCAACCAGGAUUCGGCUCAGGGCGGGACAAUGCAUGUGAAAAGACGUCCUACAUGUUUCUGCGGAAGGAACUGCCGGUGCGAUUGGCCAACACCAUGCGAGAGGUCAACUUGCUGCCUGACAACCUGCUCAGCCAGCCAUCUGUCAAACUGGUGCAGAAAUGGUAUAUGCAGAGUUUUGUGGAACUUUUGGGUUAUGAGAACAAGAGUCCAGAAGACCCACGCGCCCUAAAUGAGUUUAAAAACAUCCAGUAUUUCCUGGACCGGUUCUACACCAACCGCAUCUCAUUCCGCAUGCUCAUCAAUCAGCACACUCUCCUGUUUGGGAAUGACACAAAUCCCGCUCACCCCAAACAUAUUGGCAGCAUUGAUCCACACUGCAGCGUGGCAGAGGUGGUGACAGAUGCCUAUGAGACAGCCAAAAUGCUGUGUGAGCAGUACUACAUGGUAGCCCCCAAGCUGGAGAUCACUGAGUUCAAUGCAAAGGCCCCUGGCAAACCCAUCCAGGUGGUGUACGUGCCCUCCCACCUGCUGCAUAUGCUGUUUGAGCUCUUUAAGAACCCAAUGCGAGCUUCAGUGGAGCUGUAUGAGAACAGAUUAGAGGAGUUACCCCCCAUCACAACACUGGUGUCCCUGGGGAAGGAGGAUCUCUCUAUAAAGAUCAGUGACAGUGGAGGUGGCGUGCCCUUCCGGAAGAUUGACCGCCUUUUUAACUACAUGUACUCCACAGCACCCACCCCAAGUCUCGGAGCCACACAAGCUGUCCCCCUAGCAGGGUUUGGGCAUGGCCUGCCCAUAUCCAGACUUUAUGCUCGGUAUUUUCAGGGGGACCUUAAGCUGUACUCCAUGGAGGGGGUGGGGACAGAUGCUGUCAUCUACCUGAAGGCUCUCUCCAGUGAGUCCUUUGAGCGUCUCCCUGUGUUCAACAAAUCCGCAUGGCGACACUACCAGACCAGUGCAGAGGCAGAUGACUGGAGCAAUCCCAGCAGCGAACCACGCGAUGCUUCCAAAUACAAGGCCAACCCAUAACCCCUCCCCCCUCACCUGCCCUCCUCUACCUUGUUCCUUAGCUCAACUUUAGUCAACAGUGUGACCAUGUACAACAUUUGUCGUCAUCAGCAUCUCCAAGGCAACUGACUAGACCUUUGCACAGUGAUGGCAAUGAGACUUUGUGACAGACUCCAUCUCCCCCCAAUUCUAGCAUCCUGCAAAUCGUGACUUCUGAUUCUAGAACUUCAUAUAUUAUCCUCCUGAAAGCAGCACCACUAUUCCUGUUGCUUAAUAUGGAAUGAUAAUUGUGUAUUUGGUGGAUUGUGUGGUUUCCCUUGCUGUGAUUAGUUUCUGUGGUUGACCACAUCCUAGGAAGGGGGAUGUGUCUAAACCAGGGCUGCCCAACCCUGGUCUACCAUCCUGUUGGUUUUUAGUCCAACCCUAACAAAGCACACUUCAUUCAGCAACUAGAGAUCUCAUUGAACAUCUUUAGUAGAAUCAAGUGUGCCAAAUUAGAGUUGAACUGAAAACAGGACAGUAGAUCUCCAGGAACAGGGUUGGGCAGCCCUGGUCGACGCAAUAGCUUCUCUACUGCCAACAAAAAUGCUUCUAUAGCUCAAACACCUUAUAAAACACUAGAUACAUAUGAAUAUAUCUAUAUAUAGAGAGAAUAUAUGAGAUUAUAUUUGCUUAAUAUAUUUAUGAUAAAAUCUGUAUUUAUCUGCAUUGAUUUGAAAUCGGAAGGAGACCUAUAGACAUUUGAGGGAGGGAAUUAUGAAGGUUUGAGUGGCAGUUUGUGUACUGUUCACCUGUGAGGGAUCAUAGGAAAGCAGAAGCCUAAAUGUGCAUUCACCCUCAUGCUCUGGGUCACACAGGUGGACUUUACAUCAGUUGGUAUCACCCUUUCAAUCCAACCCCCACCCCCCUUCCUUGCCUUCAGAAACAGGUUUGUAUUGUAGGUGCUGAGCCUGAGCACCAGAUGGCUUCCAUAUCAUAACUCCAGGAGUCCCAGGCCCCAUUACUGGAGAUCGUGUGCUGCCUUUUCCCCUCCAUGUUGUGCAAAUUGAGAUCCUGCAUCGAUUCCAUUUGUCAGUUCUCAGAAUUUUUCAAGUGAAAUGAAAGGCUUACUUUCGUGCAACAGUGGUUCCCAAACUUGCUGAUCACCACAGUCCAUUUGAUGAGUGAAUUUAUUUCCUGUGAUCAACCUUGUGUUAAAGUAUAAACUUGGGGCUGCUGGAUGGCUCAUCCUGCUAAGGCACUGCUCCGAUGUAUGGAUGGGCCCUGAUCAGUAAAUGCAGUGGAACAUGUAUUAUGUACAAUAAGUAGGGCCACCAGUUUGUCUCCCCUUGUUUUCUCGUAUUGUACGUCAGUCCUCCGCCAGCUAGGGGUUACGAUAGACUCUUUGUCAAGCCCCUUCUCAAACAAUUAUCCCAUUUGCAGCACCUCAAUCUAAGUUUAAAAAAAGUUAUUGCCACUAAUUAAGCACAGAUGAUGAUUUACAGUGAUGUUUACAAGCCACACUUGGAUGUUAAAUUCAGUUAGAUUAUUUACUACCGUGGACAUGCUGCCUGUAUUUUUUUAUUUGGUACAGGGACAUGAUGACUCUUCCCAUAUUAGCUCAACUAAUUGUUUUUAUAAAUGUCUCAAUUAGAAACUGCUAUGAUUAGUCACUUGACUGUGCAGUUGGAGUGCCUAUGGAGACCUUUGAAAUACAAGUUCAAAUUCCCAAAUUCACAUGGUGGAGACAAACUGGUGGCAAUAAUAAUAAAUUAUUCCAGACUCAGAGUUUGGGAACCACUGCUGUAUAACAUGAGAGAGCACUGGAGUAAAUGCACGGUUAAGGCAUGUUCUUACUGCACCUCUGCACUCUUUCUGUACCUCUUAUGACACUAUAUUACUAUGUAGGGGGUUUAAUAUAGUGUAAAAUGGUCCUAGAUAUAGGACCACUUGCACUACAGCUUAUGUACCUGCACUGACGUUUUUCUUGGAUAUUGAGCAGGUGGAGGUACUUGAGAAGGCUUGAGUGAGACUAAGACCAGCCCAGUGGGUUUAUACUGUAUAUGCUUAGUCUUGCCUUUGCCAUGCAGUCCUAAGAGAAUGUUCAAAGGGAUUUUCACCCCCUAGCCUCUUCUCACCUUCUCCACUGAAUCUUGUCACGGUUUCUUGCUUAUUCCAAGUAUAAGCACAAAAUUAACCCAAUGUUGUCAUACUCCAAUGUGAGUGUGCAUUGCACCAGUCAGCCAUAUUGCAAUAGAACCACACAACAUACCAGGUAGAAUAUGCUUUGACUAGGGCGCAUAUUGAACCAGGUCUUUUAUACUCGCAGUAGGGCCCAACUGGCUUGGACGUAGCCUGGUUUGACUAUGCGAUUGAAGCAGCAUUGGCAGGAAACACUGUGGUUUAGUAAAAAUGAAAACCAAAAUAAGUGCUUUACGAGUCUAGAGCAGGAGAUGAAGCACUUUGGUGUAUGGCUGGUUAACAGUUUCACUAUUCUGGCUAUUACAUCUGACAUCACUCCUGUUAUGAUUAUCAAGUAUAGACUGUAUGUCUGCAAGAAAUUUGAAAUUGAUGAGAAACUUAAAUUAGCAAUAAUGCACAUGUGCAGUGUGCCUCAAGGGUGGCUUUGACUCUGUUAUCUGAAAUGUGCCCUUGAUCCGAAGAACUAGGAUGUUGACAGAAAGUUGUGAGCCAGGAGACAAGAAAUUGUUGCAGCCCGGUAAAUGAAUUCUCUGUGCUGUCACACUGCCAUUCAUAAAGAUGUGUUUGUGUGGUCCCUAGAAGUGUUCUGAACAUUCCUAGUCAUGAAGCUACAAAUUGUUGACCUAACAUAUAUAUAACUUUGUGACUCUAAAA